Messenger RNA from Funneliformis caledonium, 177 nucleotides. Lineage: Eukaryota; Fungi; Glomeromycota; Glomeromycetes; Glomerales; Glomeraceae. The record is from the annotation of a GenBank genome assembly.
UUAAAAGUAAAAUAGAUUCAGCUAGCGGAUCUUUCCUGGUAGUGGACGCAAUCAAAGGUGUUCUAUACUCUGUAAAAAAUACUGAGAGGCACGCAGAGAUGACUAAGAUCCUAAGUCUCUUUAUGGAGCGCUCUGAUGGAGCUGAUUUAUCAUAUGAUGAUUUUAUGAAAGAAUAUA